This is a messenger RNA of Phytophthora sojae, 1076 nucleotides long. RefSeq lists its product as hypothetical. NCBI's taxonomy places the organism in Eukaryota, Oomycota, Peronosporomycetes, Peronosporales, Peronosporaceae. The record is from RefSeq and is a predicted model, not a curated record. The coding region runs from base 1 to 678 and encodes 225 amino acids. The transcript has a single exon.
AUGCAGAUGGAGAUCGAGGCCCUGCAGCAGCGCCGACUGCUGCUGGACUCGGCCAUGGUCACUGCGCGCACCAACGCGGUGGCGCAUGCCAUCAACCUCACCAAGGGCUUCUACGUGCACUUCUCCAACGGCUUCGACCCGCUGAACCAUCCCGAGCAGUCCAGACAAGCCGAGACUUUCCUUCGAGGAAUCAUGAGGAAGGACGCCAUUUGCUCCGAAUUCCAGGGCGUUGACUUGUUCCUGAACCAGUACAAGGUGUGCACUGAGGGCCACACCUCCAUGCGCGUGUUCGUCCACGACAUUGUCGUCAUCAACGAAGACCUGUCGUCCAGGGACGGAGCCAUCCAGGUGCUGGCCAAGGCUACCGCGCGCUUCCGCGUGAGCCGCGCGACGCUCGAGAAGUUCUUCCCGCGCAUCAUCGACGACGAAGAACUGGCGCAGCAGCUCAUCGGGAAGGAGUACGCGAUCCAGUACGACAAGGUGUUCCACUUCAAGCACGGCCGCGUGUUUCAGCACGAGUCGCAGGUGGACUUCUGCAACAGCAUGCUGCAGAUGGCGCAGAACCCGUUCGUAGCCAUGAAGCUGCUGGAGGCGUCGCUCAUGACCAAGCACGGCCACCUCAAGCUCGAUAACCGGAUCGAGGAGGACAUGAACCAACUCGAGAACACAGUGCUCUAAGGACCCGCACUGCAACCUUUUAACAGCAGCAAGACUCAAGUAAGAAGUGAACGUGUAAUUCAAGUGUAUACUUUCCCCAUACAAGCGUACAAGCGUACAGUACAGGGCGUGGCCUAGAUGAGGAACGAGAUGAAGCCGUUGAGUCCGCUGGCGAGCACGCAGAGCUGGCCGAGCGUCCAGAGCAGCGCGCGGUGCGGUUGCUUCUGGUUCACGUACGCAAAGGUGUGCGCGAUGCGAGCAGCCGUGAAGACGCCCAUGAGCACGCAGUUGAUCUCCUCUUGCCCACCGACGAUCACCGAGCCGAUGAACACGAGCAGACCCAGGGGAAUGGUCUCCAGGUCGUUCUGCACCACCCGCUUCCAGCGGUAGUCCUCGGCGCGAGCCUUGCGUAGCUGCUC